AUGAAUAACUAUGUACAUCCUAACUCCGCACGAUGUGAUAAAAGUGAAAUUGAUUUAUUUGAUAUUCCUUCUACGCAACUCAGUUUGGAAAAAGGACGAUGGAUUGAUUAUCACGCACUCUCUAGUGUAGAAAAUGAUGAUGGACCAAUUACAUUUCUAAUAGCAGGUACCGAAGAUUAUAUUGACAUGUCAAAAAUGAUUCUUGUAAUUGAAUUAAAAAUUACAAAAUCAGAUGGUACACCUCUAGGGGGAAAUGAACAAUCAAGUGUAGCUCCUAUUAACAAUUUUCUACACAGCCUGUUUAAACAAGUUGAUGUCUACCUAAAUGGAAAACAAGUUACACCUGCUAUGGGUACCUAUGCUUAUCUUGCCUAUUUGGAAACUCUUCUAAACUAUGACGUCUCAGCAAAACAAUCUCAACUCACCUCAGCAUUAUACUACAAAGAUACCCCCGGACAUAUGGAUAGCACAGGAAGUCUUCCAACAGAAGAAUCUGUUACAGUUGUUACAGGACAUGCCAGCAGGGGACAUCCAACAACAAAAACUUUAAAAUACUUAGUACCAGAAAGUGGAAAUCAAGGUUUUGCUAAACGUCAUAAAUUUAUUCAAGAUGGAAAACUAUUGGUAAUGGCAGGACCUAUUUUUUGUGAUGCAUUUAUGACAGAACAAUUAUUACUCAGUAUGGUGGAUCUUAAAGUAAUUCUAAAUAGAAAUUCAGACAAAUUCUGUUUAGUGGAUAAGAAUAAUGUUGUUAUGAAUGCAAAAGUCAAACUUGUGGAUGCAACACUUAAAGUACGUAAAGUUAAAGUCAACGAUACUGUUAGUAAAGCACACGAAAUGGCCCUAAGAUCUGUACCUGCUACCUACCCUAUACGACGUGUCGAAUGUAAAGCCUUUACCAUCCCUGGGAAUCUUCCCCAAAUAAGAAAAGAUAAUAUGUUUGCAGGAAUUAUUCCAAAAACAUUUAUAUGUGGAUUUGUAGAGGCUGAUGCUUUUAGCGGUGUUUAUGGUAAAAACCCCUAUAACUUUCAACACUUUAAUGUGUCAUCAGUAACAUUAACAGCCAACGAAGAAGAAAUACCUUUCAAACAACAACACACUAUUCUCUGGUACAGGAAAAAUGAACAUGAAUACAGGUCUUGA
Messenger RNA from Dendronephthya gigantea, 1143 nucleotides. RefSeq lists its product as uncharacterized. Lineage: Eukaryota; Metazoa; Cnidaria; Anthozoa; Malacalcyonacea; Nephtheidae. Gene Ontology annotation, biological process: deoxyribonucleotide biosynthetic process. Gene Ontology annotation, molecular function: ribonucleoside-diphosphate reductase activity, thioredoxin disulfide as acceptor. Gene Ontology annotation, cellular component: cytosol. Bases 1 to 1143 code for a protein of 380 amino acids. The transcript has a single exon. The record is from RefSeq and is a predicted model, not a curated record.